CACACUGUACCUGAAUACUUCACUCCACGCAGCGACCACCCACGCUGGGAUCCAGAUAGCGCGCGCGCGCGAGCGAAAGAGAGAGGCAGGACACAGCUUCUUAUCUCUUAAUAGACUUCUCAUUUUGCUCACACCAGCAUUAUUAUUACAUACUCAUUCAAUCCAAAUAAGACCAUGAACCUGCUCGUUUCUGGUUGCUAAGGAGGUGAAAUCGAGCGCGAGGAGUGGACGCGGCGGCACUUUGUUACUAAGAUACAGAAAGAGACGGAGAGACUUAUUAUGGCUCAGACCUCACAGGAUCAGGGAGCAGUUGGAAUAAUUGACCCAGAUGAGGAUUCUCCAAACAUGAUUGUCUACAGAAAGAUUGAGGACAUCAUCACACACCUCCAAGAUGAAACAGAAGGUGUACCUGUCAGAACGGUGAAGAGCUUCCUGUCAAAGAUUCCCAGCGUAGUCACAGGUUCAGAUAUUGUUCAGUGGAUGAUGAAAAACCUCAACAUAGAUGACCCGGCGGAGGCUAUUCAUAUUGGCAGCCUGAUUGCUGCACAAGGCUACAUAUUUCCAAUCUCUGACCAUGUUCUGACCCUCAAGGAUGAUGGGACAUUUUACCGCUUUCAGGCUCCAUAUUUUUGGCCCUCUAAUUGCUGGGAGCCGGAGAACACAGACUAUGCCAUCUAUCUGUGCAAGCGGACCAUGCAGAACAAAACCCGUUUGGAGCUGGCAGACUAUGAAGCUGAGAAUCUAGCGCGCCUUCAGAGGGCUUUUGCCAGAAAGUGGGAGUUCAUCUUCAUGCAGGCUGAAGCACAGGUCAAGAUCGACAGGAAAAAGGACAAGACGGAGAGAAAGAUUCUGGAUAGCCAAGAAAGAGCCUUCUGGGAUGUUCACCGGCCUGUGCCAGGAUGUGUCAACACAACAGAGAUGGACAUCAGAAAGUGUCGCCGCCUAAAGAAUCCCCAAAGAGUUAAAAAGUCAGUGUAUGGUGUAGUGGAUGAUACACAGACACAGAGUCCUGUACACACACCCUUACAACAGAACAACAAAGACACCAGAGAAGAUGUAGAGAAAGAGAUCUUGUUCUUGAACACUCAGUUGGAUCGACACUGUAUGAAAAUGUCCAAAGUAGCUGAGACAUUGAUGAGUUACACAGAGCAGUAUCUUGACUACGACCCUUUUGUAACAACACCAGACCCAUCCAACCCCUGGGUCGGCGAUGACGUCACUUUUUGGGAGACAGAGGCCAGUAAGGAACCGAGUCAACAGCGAGUAAAGAAGUGGGGCUUCUCACUGGAUGAAGUUUUAAAGGACCCCGUGGGCCGUGAGCAGUUCCUUAAAUUCUUGGAGUCUGAAUUCAGCUCUGAAAACCUCCUGUUCUGGUUGGGCGUGCAGGAUCUGAAGUGCCGCCCCCUGCAGGAAGUGCCAGCUCGUGCCCAGGAGAUCUGGCAGGAGUUUCUUGCAGAAGGAGCUCCCAACGCAAUCAAUCUGGACUCGCACAGCUACGAACGCACCAGUCAGAAUUUAAAAGACUCCGGACGUUAUAGCUUUGAAGAUGCCCAGGACCACAUUUACAAGCUGAUGAAGAGUGACAGCUACCCUCGAUUCCUGCGCUCCAAUGCUUACCAGGAUCUUCUAUUGGCUAGAAAGAAGCUUGAGACUGAACAAGGCCGCCGUACAUCAUUGGAGAAAUUCACUCGCAGUGUGGGCAAAUCUCUGACAGGUAAACGACUGACUGGCCUCAUGCAGUCAUCCUGACAAGUCUUUUUCUUCGAGAUGUCCAGCCCCGUCCUGAGAAACUGGAAUAUGUUGGGGUUGAAGCAUUGUGCCCAUGAUGGGCAACAUGUAUGGACCAGCCUUUCUCUAAGACCCACCCAAACAUCGCACAGCUACCGACUCUAGAUGGCAGCAUGCAAUAAAAAUCUCCCAACCACGACAGUGUUGACUGCAAAGAGAAAUGUCAGACUUCCCAGUACCAUCUAGAGCACCAUUAUAAGUUUAUUUGAUACUUAUAGCCACAGAGAAGCAAGGACGGGACUGAUCGCUCACCGCUGGAUGUCCAGCAUCAAUUCAACCUCUUCAUUUUCAUUGUACCCAUGGGAAUCGAUAAGGUAUGCAGUAAUUGAUGUAAAGUACAUCAUAAGCAUUUGGAUGAAGAGAGGAUGUGUCUCAAAUCUUCAGAGCAUUCCAAAGGAGUGGGGAAAGUGAAAAGGGCUUUCAACGUCUGUUUCCUCAGUUAAUGUCUUUUCAUACUCUCUCUCUCUCUCUCUCUCUCUCUC
Messenger RNA from Paramisgurnus dabryanus, 2270 nucleotides. NCBI's taxonomy places the organism in Eukaryota, Metazoa, Chordata, Actinopteri, Cypriniformes, Cobitidae. The record is from RefSeq and is a predicted model, not a curated record.